This is a messenger RNA of Naegleria gruberi, 1107 nucleotides long. RefSeq lists its product as uncharacterized. The coding region runs from base 1 to 1107 and encodes 368 amino acids. NCBI's taxonomy places the organism in Eukaryota, Heterolobosea, Eutetramitea, Acrasida, Naegleriidae. The transcript is spliced from 2 exons. The record is from RefSeq and is a predicted model, not a curated record.
AUGUCUAAACAAAAGAAUACCAAAUCAUCAACCCAAUGGUUCGACAAUGCACAAGUGAGUAUUCUUGAAGAAGUCAUCAGACAAAAUGAUGGCAAACCUUUCACUAUUCAAGAGACGGAAACUGCCCACGAACAAAUGAAACUCUUAUCAACGAGUGCAGACACGAAGGGAAUUAAAUUCAGCUCUACAGCCUUGCACUAUCAAUAUUAUCAUAGUAAAUUCAAGAAGAGAGCCUUGCUGAUGUAUAACGUACUGAGUGGAUUGUGGAGAGUGGAGAGUGUGACAGCACUGAGGAAAAAACAGGAAUAUAAUGAAAAGACAAUUUUGGAUAAGUUUAACAAGUUGGUGAAUGAUAAAAAGAAGAGUAAGAAGGAGUAUAAUGCGAGUGAAUUUUCUGAAUUAAUGACCUAUUCAUUAGUAUUAUCAUCGAGUUGUAAUGAGUUAAUUGUGGAUAAGACUGCUGAUGAGGAAGAUGUAUAUCAUGAUGAAUAUUACACAAACGAGGAAGUUUCAACAAAUACACACAAACAACAACCAGUUAUUAUUCCUAGAGAAUUCACAAUAGAGAAAAUUGACUUGAAAAAGAGAUUUCUUAGAGUUGCUUCGAUUGGUGGUGGACCUGGAAAUGAUUCUGCUGCAUUUGUGGUUUUGAGAGAAAGUAUGUUGAACAAAAUAUUCGAGAAGGGAAGUGAAAUAUCAUGUGAUUUGUAUGAUUUGGAAAAGAAUUGGAAAAAUUAUCUUCCUCGUUUACAGGAGCUCACCAAAGAUAGUUUGAGGUUGGAUUUCAACAGAUGUGACGUGACAAAAGGAUUGGAAAAUUCUCUGAAUAGAGCUCUCAAAGAUAGAGUUCAACACUAUGAUAUUUUCCUUUUCAGUUAUGUUUGCAAUGAAACAUCACAUCUCACAAAACAAGCUGAUGGAAUCUUUUUCAGAGAAUUAUUUACCAAUGCAAAACCUUACUCAAUGUUUGUUUUUACAGAUGUGAUUGAAUAUGCUAAAAAGGCUCUUUUAUAUGUGGAGAGUGUUGCCAAAUCAGUGGGUGACAACUUCAUAUCCUUCCAUCCUCAAUCUAAUCAAGCUCAGGUCAUGGCAAUAAUAAAAUACUAA